GUGAGUAUUAGAGGAUAACACAGUGCAGAUUCCUUCUCUAUACAUUAUGAGUAAAUCUCAGAAAAAGUUUACAUAAAGCUUAGUAAUUGUAUUAGUGAUAGCCUCAAGUCUGGACUUUAAGAUUUUAAUUGAAGAUUUCAAGUUUUAACGAUCAAGUUUUCAAUGAUCACAAUGUUGAAAGAAGAACAUAUAGGAUUAGAUCUACAAGUUUCAGGAAAACUUGACAGGAUGUCACCGGAAACUGAAGGGUCAUCUGAUCGAAUGAACACACCCAUCUUAGAUGAUCUUUCUAAAUCUCCGUCUUCACUGACUUCCUCUUCACCCUUGUCAGUUCCUACUCUCAGCCGUAACAAUACCUCCAACAGUCCAGCUAUUCGACAGAACCAAGUCACCACAGUCAAUCUUCAUAAUGUUAAUAUCGUUUGUCUCCGCAUCGACAAUAAAGAGAGACUGUGCUUAGCUCAAAUUUCUAACACUCUACUAAAGGCCUACAGCUAUAAUGAAAUUCACAACAGACGGGUUGCACUGGGUAUCACGUGUGUUCAAUGCACUCCAGUUCAGCUCGAGAUAUUAAGACGAGCGGGUGCCAUGCCUGUUUCCUCCCGAAGAUGUGGAAUGAUCACAAAAAGAGAAGCAGAGCGACUGGUUAAAUCAUUCCUGGAAGACAGCACUCCACCAAAACUACCCGAUAAUUUUGCGUUUGAAGUGUUGCAUGAGUGUGGGUGGGGUUGUACUGGAUUGUUCGAACCGUCGCGAUACAAUAGUUCCCGAGCAAAAUGCAUCAAAUGUAGCUUCUGCAAUAUGUAUAGUUCCCCAAACAAAUUUAUCUUUCACAACCACCGUAUGCCCAACUCAAAAUAUCAUCAUCCAGAUGCUGCUAACUUCAAUUCAUGGAGACGCCAUCUAAAGUUAACCAGGGAAGCUGAAAAGGGUGAAUUCGCGUAUGCCUGGGAGGAUGUGAAAGCCAUGUUUAAUGGUGGAAGCCGAAAGAGAAUUUUAAACAGUAUAACUAUCUCACAUAGAUCCCAAAGUACCGUUGAUGAACCCAAGAAACUAAAGACCUCUCAUGAUGGUUCCUAUUUAUCAAAGACACCAUACGCUAACCAGUAUCCAUCAUAUAAUAUGUUCUCCCCACCAAAUAAACCCUAUCCAUUCUCACCUCUACCUUCGACAAAUAAUUUUGGACUUAAUUAUCCCCAUGCUAAAGAUCUACCUGAAACAGCUAAAGCUAGCCUUAGCUCUAACUUGUGGGGUUCUCAGAGUAACCUCCCUUUCCAGGCUUAUGAUUUAUUUUGGGCUAACACUCUUGCGUUCUCUCGUGGUGGUGGACUUCGAAACGGGUUUUACAAUAAUGUCGUGGGCAAACCCCCGAUGGUGUCGGAAGCUCAACCUUUCAAACACUCCGUUGAUAAACUCACAAAUAAAAAAGAAGACGAGGGAAGUGAUAGCGGGAGUCAUGACAGAUUCUCAGCGUUUAAGCCAGUAGGAAGAAAUACACAAACACUAGUGGAAGAAGAUACGGGAUCAUUAGAUGUUGAUGAUUUGAAAUGUGAAGGAGACCAUGAAAAUGAAGAAAUUGACGUAACCGAUGAAUCUGAAAUAGAGAAAGAUAAUUACAGCUCUGACGAAGAUGGCGAUCUGAAAGAAAAGAACGAUAGCAUCACCCAAGAACAGCCGAAGUCUCCAGUCGAUCAACAAGACGAAUCAUCAAAACACCUCAAUUCAAAGGAUGAAGAAAAUGAAAUUAUGCCAGACAACACCGAAUUAGAAUCUGAAGUUGAUAGAGUUGAUGAAGAAAAAGUAAAAAGUGUGGAUCAACACUUAGCUGAUUCAGGAUUCUCUGAUCAAUCAGAUAAAGAAAGUGAAGCAAAAAUACCAGGUGAAUUAUCUAAAGAAUCUUUAUAUAGAGAGUUACAAAAAGAAAUCGAACGUAAAAAGAGGAUGGAGCGUGAAGUAUUAAUAAUGAAAGAUACGUAUCUAGAACAAGUGAAGAGGGAAAAGUCGUAUAGAGAUGAAAUGGCACAACAGCUACAAAUUGUGAGAGAAACACUGUCGAAUGAGUUAGAUCAAGAACGGAAAGUGCGAUUUACACUCCAACAGAAACUGAAAGAAGCUCAUGAUGCGCUUCAUAAUUUCUCAUGUAAAAUGUUGGCCUCCAGACAUUGUGAUGACUGCCCUUGUCAAGAAACAGGAAUGAAUCAGUGAAACACAAAUAUAUAUAUAUAUAUA
Molecule: messenger RNA, 2229 nt
Organism: Patella vulgata (common limpet)
Lineage: Eukaryota; Metazoa; Mollusca; Gastropoda; Patellidae
Product: SKI family transcriptional corepressor 1
Exons: 9
Coding region: 163-2205 (680 amino acids)
Biological process (GO): negative regulation of BMP signaling pathway; negative regulation of transcription by RNA polymerase II
Cellular component (GO): transcription regulator complex; nucleus
Molecular function (GO): SMAD binding; DNA-binding transcription factor activity, RNA polymerase II-specific; RNA polymerase II cis-regulatory region sequence-specific DNA binding
Source: RefSeq, a predicted model, not a curated record